Messenger RNA from Eruca vesicaria subsp. sativa (arugula), 396 nucleotides. Lineage: Eukaryota; Viridiplantae; Streptophyta; Magnoliopsida; Brassicales; Brassicaceae. The record is from the annotation of a GenBank genome assembly.
AUGUCAUCAAACAGUCCGAGAGGACCUGCGUUUAUAUCGGAGUUACAGUCAGUGAUACCGAACUCUGAUUAUGGCAAGAGAGGGACUUAUGAUUUGAAAAAGUAUCAUGGUAAUCCUACAAGCCAUGAACCGGAGCUGUCACUCUUUCCUCAAGAACCUAACUUCCGUGGUAGGAGAGUAAUAAACAUUCCACAACCAGCGUGGCUUUAUAAUCUUCAGACAUCAUCGAUAAAGGAAAGCAAACAAAGUGGUACUAAAGGAAAAGAUGGUGUUUCUCAAGAGAGAGUAAAAGCUCGUCUUCAGCAAUGUGGUCCUAGUUUCACGCUUAAGCUAGUUACUUUGCAGCAUGGAACCUUUGACACAAAAGGGGGAGAAUUUGAUAGGCUCAUAAGGUGA